Molecule: messenger RNA, 450 nt
Organism: Solanum tuberosum (potato)
Lineage: Eukaryota; Viridiplantae; Streptophyta; Magnoliopsida; Solanales; Solanaceae
Product: probable LRR receptor-like serine/threonine-protein kinase At3g47570
Exons: 1
Coding region: 1-450 (149 amino acids)
Molecular function (GO): protein binding
Source: RefSeq, a predicted model, not a curated record
AUGGAGAAAGCCUUCACUAUUUUAUUCUUAACAAUACUCUUGUUGCCUCACUAUGUUAUGGCCCAAACCAACAUUAACACUGAUCAAUUAGCUCUUCUCUCUUUUAAAUCCCAAAUUAGUUCCGACCCCUUUCACUUCUUGAAUGAAAGUUGGUCUCCUGCUAUUUCUGUUUGCCGUUGGGUUGGAGUCAUUUGUGGUUCUCGUCACCCGCGAGAGAAGACGUUGAAGCUUUCCAACUUGGCUCUUACAGGCAGAAUUCCCCGUGAUUUUGGAACCCUCACAUUUCUUAUUUCUCUUGACUUGGGAAGCAACCAUUUCCAUGGAAAUUUGCCUCAAGAAAUGGCACAUUUGCGUCGGCUAAAGUUUCUUGAUUUAAGUUUAAACAGCUUCAGAGGGGAAAUUCCUUCUUGGUUUGGGUUUUUACACCAACUUCAAGUUGUAAAGGAGUAA